Messenger RNA from Cylindrotheca closterium, 1395 nucleotides. NCBI's taxonomy places the organism in Eukaryota, Bacillariophyta, Bacillariophyceae, Bacillariales, Bacillariaceae. The record is from the annotation of a GenBank genome assembly.
AUGGCACCAGAUAAGGAUCAACUGAGGCAGCGUAAAAUUGGAACAUCCCUUCGAACCAGCGACAAUAAUGACAGCAAUGCGACCCAAGAUCGCACUGCCACAUUGAAGAGCAUUCGACCCAACGAAGUUGUUAUCCAUGGAGUCAUUUACGACAUUCAAGACUUUGAUCACCCAGGUGGCGAGACGAUUUACAUAUUUGGUGGUUCCGACGUAUCUAAUCAUUACGAAAUGAUUCAUCCAUACCACACUUCCAAACACUUGGAAAGACUUAAGAAAGUGGGGACUGUCCCAGAUUAUACCAAUGAAUACAAGUUCGACAGUGAGUUUUCCAGAGAACUCAAGCGGGAAGUAUUCAAAAUCGUUCGAAGGGGGAAAGAAUUCGGCACUACUGGCUACUUUGCCCGAGCGAUCUUUUACAUUGCCCUCUUCUUUACCUUUCAAUUCUUGUGGGUGACUCAGGGCACCUCACUUCCAUUGGCCAUUGCCUACGGUGUUGCGCACGCCCUCAUUGGACUCAAUGUUCAACACGAUGCCAACCAUGGUGCUGCAUCUAGAAAGACGUGGAUCAAUGACUUGCUCGGCUGGGGAGCCGACUUCAUUGGAGGUUGCAAGUUCCUCUGGAUGGAGAAACACUGGCUCCACCAUGUAUACACCAAUCAUAAGCAUGACCCUGACGGUAUCGGUGCGGAACCAUUUCUUCUAUUCAAUGACUAUGGUAUAAACAGCGACAAGCGCAAGGCGUUCCAUGCCUACCAGGGCUUUUACAUGAUUCUUGUCGUUUCAGCCUAUUGGCUAUCAUCUGUUUUCUGCUUUGGUGAAGUGUAUCGGUUGCAGGACAGUGGUGCUGGAGCUGUUGGUUUUACUUUUCCCAACCCUUGGGUCGCCAACAAGGGAAAAUAUGCCUUGGCCAUGCGUAUCAUUUACCACAUUACGAAUCUGUGGAUCCCGCUUUAUCUCGACUUUUCGUGGGCGACAGUUGGCCACAUUUACAUCAUGGGCGUUGCUGGAUCUCUUACUCUAGGGAUGCUCUUUACUCUGAGUCACAAUUUUGAAAAUGUCGAACGCGAUCCCACUGCGUCGAUGAGAACAAAGGGAGAAGCAGCCUGCUGGUACAAGUCUCAAGUUGAGACUUCCUCCACCUACGGGGGUGCCAUUGCGGGAGCUCUCACCGGUGGACUCAACUUUCAAGUGGAGCAUCACUUGUUCCCCCGCAUGAGCUCGGCAUGGUACCCCUCCAUCGCUCCCAAGGUGCGAGAGAUUUGUGAAAAGCAUGGCGUGCGAUAUACUUACUAUCCCUACGUUUGGCAAAAUAUGAUUUCCACCGUGAAAUAUACACACGCCAUUGGAAAUGGACUGUCUCACUUGAAGGCCAAUCCGUUCAAGGGAGAAACUUAA